GAAAACAAAGCGAUGUAGUUGACAUUGGAGAAAUCUUCUAAGAUCAGUACUACAGCUCCUAUGGCUAUGCAAGAAAAAGAAGAGCUCUCUUCUACGUAGAACUCAGACACAAGCACACCUUCGACAACCACAACUUCGACGAAAAUGUCAUCCUCGUGUUCGAGUCCGGCUGCUCCAGUUCUCGGAGAGAGCGCGCGACUCUUUUUGCACGCAAACGCAGGCGCAUUAGCGAGCGCUCUGGCAGGGGCGUUGCUUUUCCCACUGGAUGUCAUUCGAGCUCGGGCACAAGUCCCGAAAAAUCCAGGUAGCAGAAGCAGUACUAUCCGCGAUUUAUACAAACAAGGAGGAAUGGGAGCAUUGUACUUUUUCAAGAAUUGUCGUGAUACUAUAAUUUGAUGCGUUUUCUAGCUGCUGGCACUACCGAAUUAUUCAUAUUCAUUACCUACAGUAACUGUUCACCUUCACGGCUUGCUAUUCAGUAAGAAAUGUACUAGCCGUUAUUUUCCUUCAUCUUUUGAGACCAGUACAGCAAAAAUUAUGCCCAACAAAUUUUUCCGUGUUUGUUGAUAGAACUAGUACUUUGACUCACUUAUUCCUGUAGUACUAGAGAAUUUCAGUAGAGAUGGAGGAGCCUACAAUAGAACAACACAACUUCUUCUAUACCACAUGAAUGGGCACUCUACAACUACUCCAGUUACACGGGUCUUUGUCCAGUCAUAACGACGAUCGGGGUAUCGCAAUUCCUGUACUUUUACCUCUUCGAAUUGCUCAAAAGCUUAAGAAUUGCCCAGAAGGUGCUGUCUUUUACGAUUUUGUAUUAGGAAACUUAGUGUACAAUCAAAAUCUAAGCUCCACGUUAGUUAUAUAUUACAUGCGAUCAUCAUGAUCGAACUACCAUAUAAUAAUUAUUGUUCUUAUAGUUACAACGAGGAAAGUACAUUCCAGCGUAUUUCAUCUUUAUGCGGGUUGUACUAACGACCACCUUUUUCUCGAUUGUUGGUAGUUACCUCCCAGCACGCUAUGAGCAAUGAUAUCUCGAUUGCAGCUACGUCAGACCACAGACGUCAACUUUAAAUUGAUGUAGGAGAAGGUUUCGUAGUUCAAGUACAACUCCAACUACUUUAAUGCUUCGUCGUCGACUGCAGUGGAAAGAGAGUCGGGUGCCUUGGAAAGUAGAGAGUCGGGUGCGGCCUUGGAGAGUUUCGUAGGCUCUCUAUUAGCAGGCGUCCUAAAUAUGCUACUAACGGAACCCCUCUGGAAAGCAAAUAUGCAAUGUAUGCUGAUGAGACGAGGAGGACAGGGUCGUGGAAAUAGAGGCGAAGGUGAGGGAAAAGGAAAUAGAGGCGAAGAACAAGGACAAAGACCAGGACCAGGACAAAGAUCAAGGACUUCUUCUUCUGCUGUUAAGGCCUCCCCUAAUCCAUCUCCGGAGGCAUCUUGAAGCUGUCGCAUAGGGAGACAUGGGCACCAUCAUCAAAGUGCGCCGUGGUCUUAGAAUGGAGAUACGGGUGCUGAGCUCUAAUUCUAGUAGCAGUCGCAGUCGGCAGGAAUUCGAGAAUGGUGAAGAUAUUUCGGCUAGUAUAGUUGUCGUCCAAGCAGAGGAUGAGGCAGAGGAUGCUUCUACUUCCUCCACAGCCUCUUCCAAUAAUGUUUUUGUAGUCGCGUACCAAAUCGCUCAAGAGAAGGGCUUGUGGUCCCUCUGGGACGGACUGGGCACGAGUCUGUAUCUUGUGUCGAACCCUAUGAUUCAGUACGCAUUGUUAUGAAGCUGCGAAGAAGUGUUGUACUCAUGAUGAUCCUUGAGAAAGUUGUACUUGAGCUGUUGUAGUUUCUAACUGCUGGGAAAACGAAAAAGCUUUUUUUCUUGAGUAAAAAGUACUUAGGCUGUUUCUAACUGGGAAAACGAAAAAGCUUCUUGUUUUCUUGAGAAGUAUGAGCUUGAGCACACUUCUUCCUGUCAUAAUUGUACGACAUCCUAAAGAAGCGAGCUACAACUGCUGGUGGUGGGAUCCUAGCAGGUUCGAAAUCCUCUGGAACAACCACGAGUGCGAGUAGCAGUUCUUUUCCUUCAGAAAGUACCAUUUCCAUUAUGCAGAUGACGUCGCGAAAGUAGAUGAACGAGAUGAAUCUGAAUUGCAUGAAGGGAUACACCUAAAGAGGGAGAUGAAUCUACAUAAAACUUUUAGUUUGUUCAUCAAGCCCUCUUUGGUGAUCUAAUGUCUAUCUUGUUUAGAAUGCAGGCUGGAGGUGCCGAAGCAAUCAAUGAUAUCAGAAGACAAGAAGCAUCUACUUCUUUUCCUCUCAGGAGGGGAAAAGCAUCUACUUCUCACGGAUAUAAUGUUCAUGUUAACUCUCUUGCUCCCCACGAUGUUGAAUUCAGACCAUAUCAAGGCUUGUCUUUCUUAAGUGAUGUAGUUCAUAGCUUGCUCUAAUAAAAACGCAAAGAGCAUGAACUUGAACACGACUACACCGAACAACUCUCUUGUUGAACUUUCCCCUGUAAGGGCCUUUUUGCUCGGCAGUUUCACGAAAGCGGUUGCAACUGUCUUCACGUAUCCGCUUCAGGUGGCCCAGACACGGAUGAGAGCAGGAGGAACAAGAACAAUGUGGUCGUGCUUGGUGGAAAUAUACAGUUAUGGUUAUGGUAGUCUGAAAAACAAGCAAGGUACUAUAAUAGAAGAGGUCAUCAAAUGAUAUACAGUUAUGGUUGUGGUAGUCUGAAAAAGCAAGGUCUACUGUAGAAGUAAAAUAUAAUACAGUGAAGCAGGUCGUGUAAGUAUGAAUGGUUCCGGUUUUUGCCCAUUCAAAGUAGAACUAUAGAAGUAAAAUUGUUCUUCUGGACGAAGUGAAAAGCAGCUAAGUACCUACGUACUAGAUUAUUUUAGUGACCCGAGCUCCUCCUGUAUUAAUACUGCGAAAGCUGAAGCCCAUUAACCUUGAUUCUCAUGCAAUGUUUUUGGUUGUCGUAGCUUUAUUGUCUUGUCCACGGCCAGAGGACCAGUGCACCAGAGGACCUUUUUUUUCAACAAGAACUGACUCACCUCUAAUCCGAAGAAGCAGAUGGUGGUCUGAGUGGCUUUUUUAAGGGGUUAGCACCUAAAAUGGUACAAACCGUCUCUCAGGCGGCAUUUAUGUUCGCCUUCUAUGAAGCAUUGUUGACACGCAUCACAGCAACUUAUCACAAGAUCGUUGUCCCUUCCAAGCGAUGAAGAUCGUUGCUUCUAGAUGAGUAUCUUACGACUUCCAGAGAGGAGAAGAUGAGCAUCUUACGACUUCCAGAGAGGAGAAGAUGAGAUUUCUUACGACUUCCAGAGAGGAGAAGAUGAGCUUCUGCUUCUUACAACGUAGUCUGACCUUUGAUGCCAGCGCGUAGCUCGUCGUGGUCCUGGGAGAGGGCUCCGGGGAUCCACCUAGGUCAUAUAAGCGGGUAAACCUUAGAUAGUCAAAAAAGUACCACAUGAGACGAUGUUAUAUAAUUAUAUUCACAUCGUCGAUGUAAUUGUAAUGACUGUAACUAUUUACCUCUGCC
This is a messenger RNA of Amoebophrya sp. A25, 3529 nucleotides long. NCBI's taxonomy places the organism in Eukaryota, Dinophyceae, Syndiniales, Amoebophryaceae. The record is from the annotation of a GenBank genome assembly.